This is a messenger RNA of Cladophialophora bantiana CBS 173.52, 843 nucleotides long. RefSeq lists its product as uncharacterized. Gene Ontology annotation, molecular function: oxidoreductase activity, acting on the CH-OH group of donors, NAD or NADP as acceptor. The record is from RefSeq and is a predicted model, not a curated record. Lineage: Eukaryota; Fungi; Ascomycota; Eurotiomycetes; Chaetothyriales; Herpotrichiellaceae. The transcript has a single exon. Bases 1 to 843 code for a protein of 280 amino acids.
AUGACGCUCCCACCCCUCCUCGCCGGGCAAGUCUGCGCAAUAACCGGAGGACUCACGGGCAUCGGACGAGCAAUUGCCCUCCUCUUCCUUUCGCACGGCGCCAAAGUCGCGAUCAACUAUUUGCCGUCUCACAAUCAAGACGAAGAGGGUCUGCUCACGUCGCUGCGUACCGAGGCAUUUGACGCCAUAAAAUCACGGGCGCAAUCGUCGUCGCUGAUGAACCUCCAAGAUGUGCCCCUGCUGACGGUCCCGGGAGAUAUCUCGCAGCCUGAGACAGGCCAGGAAUUCGUCGCUCAGACAGUCUCCCGCUUCGGGCGGCUGGACACAUUCGUCUCCAACGCGGGCAUCUGCAAAUUCGAAGAGUUCCUCGACAUCUCCCCUGACAGCUUCCAGCGCCACCUCAACACGAACCUGUCUGGCGCCUUCUACGCCGUCCAAGCGGCGGCCCAGCAGAUGGUCCGCCAGUCAUUUCCACAGGGUGGGAGCAUCAUUGGGAUCUCGUCCAUCUCGGCGCUCGUCGGUGGUGCGCAGCAGUGCCACUACACGCCCACCAAGGCCGGCGUCUUGAGCCUCAUGCAGUCCACCGCCACCGCGCUGGGCAAGUACAACAUCCGCUGCAACGCCCUCCUCCCUGGCACGAUCCGGACGCAGCUCAAUGACGAGGACCUGAAGGACGCCAGCGACAAGAAGGCCUACAUGGAGGGACGCAUCCCUCUUGGACGCCUGGGGAAGCCUGAUGACUUGGCCGGCCCCGCACUCUUUCUUGCCCAGCCUGAGUUGAGCGGCUAUGUUACCGGAGCGGCCAUCUUGGUGGAUGGAGGCGCGUUUGUGAAUUUCCAGUGA